ACCAACUGCUUUGGUGAACCGAUGUUUGGCGCCUUGGAAGUUGGAACUCCAUCCAUCGUUUCAGUCCUCCGACGAGAACCCUAACCCUAACCCUAACCCUAACCCUUAAUCCAUGAUUCAAUGGCGACGCUGCCCAACUCCACCACUAAAACCCUAACCCUAUCCUCAUCUUCAACCUUCCUUCGUUCCUACAAAUCCUACUCUGAUUUCUCCCCACAAGCCUCUUUACCGUGCUCCUUCGAUCUCCUCUCUGCUGGUUCUCCCCUCCCUCCAAUACCUCCCGAGUUACCCCGGUUCAAGAUUAUUCCGAGAACUCGCUUCAUCGUGGAUGGCUUCCGAUGUUCCGGCGACUUCUCUGUCUCCUACUUCCUCUCCCAUUUCCACUCCGACCAUUACACUGGCCUCGGGCCCAAUUGGUCCAAGGGAAUUAUAUUUUGCUCCGAGAUCACUGCGCGUUUGCUUGUAGACAUCCUCAAAGUUCCUCCUUUCUUUGUUGCCUCAUUGUCUCUUAACGAGACUGUCGAGAUUGAUGGCUGUGAUGUCGCUGUCGUCGAUGCCAACCAUUGCCCGGGUGCUGUUCAGUUUCUUUUUGUGGUUCCUGGGACUGAUGAGCGGCGCUCUGAGAGGUAUAUACAUACUGGUGAUUUUCGUUAUUGUGAUUGGAUGAAAUCCGACCCAUGUUUGUGUAAAUUUAUUGGUGCGGAUGCUGUUUUCUUGGAUACGACUUACUGCAAUCCAAAGUAUGUGUUUCCAUCUCAAAAAGAAUCUGUUGAAUAUGUUGUGGAAACUGUGAAAAGAAUUAGAGCUCAGAGUGAGGGCUCCUCUGAGUCUAUAUUAUUCCUGAUUGCUACUUAUGUGGUUGGAAAAGAAAAGAUCUUGCUUGAGAUUUCACGACAUUGUGGAUGUUUGUUAUAUGUGGAUGAUAAGAAAAUGCAAAUUUUGUCGAUUUUGGGACAUGGUGAUUCUGGGGUUUUUACAGAGGACGUUUCAGCUACCAAUGUUCAUGUGAUUGGCUGGAAUCUGUUGGGUGAAACCUGGCCAUAUUUUCGGCCGAAUUUUGUGAAGAUGAAGGAGAUUAUGACGGAGAGAGGUUACUCGAAGGCGGUUGGUUUUGUUGCAACUGGUUGGAUGUAUGAAACAAAGAGAGAUGGCUUUGCCAUGAGGGUUAAGGAGUCGCUUGAAAUUCAUCUGGUUCCAUACAGUGAACAUUCCAGUUAUGAUGAGCUCAGGGAGUAUGUGAGGUUCUUGAGGCCUAAACAUGUGAUCCCAACUGUUGGAGUGGAUGUUGAGAAACUUGAAAGUAAGCAUUCUUUGGCUUUGCAGAAACAUUUCAGUGGCUUGGUUGAUGAAACUGCUAACAAGCAUGAGUUUUUGAUGGCCUUCCAUCAGAAAUCAGAGGGUGCUGACAUGAAGUCUGUCCAAAAUGUCUCUGUUAGUACGAACGAGGGUGAGAAUGUUGGAGAAAGCAAAAAUCCAGUUCUUGAAGUUAUGGAUUCUGAAAAGGAAUCUAAUUUGCGGGAACUAACUGAACCAGGGGAUGUGGUCUCAAAGGGAGCAAUGGAGGACCUCCGGGAUUGUUUGCCUUCUUGGGUGACCCAGGAUCAGAUUUUAAGUCUUCUUAGAUCAUCUGGUGGAGAUGUUGUUGAAGCUGUUUCAGACUUUUUUGAACAUGAAAGGGAAUUAUAUGAGCAAGUAAACGACAAACCUCUUUCUACUCAUAUCUCACAAACGGACUUGUUUGAUGAUUCUGCUUCUCAUCUGGAAAAUAAAUGUACUCAAGUUAUCCCUGAUUGUGGUGCUAAGAAAGUUUUUAGUCAAGAUAAGAGGCCUACAACAGCAAAAUUUGCUGUUUUUAACAAGCCCAGUUUGACAAAAAAGAGGACUUCAAGUGCUGGAAACAAGCCAAAAAAGAGAGGAAGAUCUCAUAGAGGUGUAGAAUCUAGUGGAUGCAAGCAAUCCACAAUUACUAAAUAUUUUGGAAAAGUAUUUCCUGGUGAUUCAUGUGAUGAUUGCCCUGCUGUCAAUGUUGCACAUGGUUCUGUGUCUAGUUGUCAACAUGUUAAUAUUGAGAAUCAGUUUUUAUGUAGUUCUGAUGAGACGUACAUGAAAGACUUGGACCACUUUCUUCAGAUAAUAAAUGAUGGUAUUCCAAGAAAUGCUGCAAUGUCUCUUCUGAAGAAGGCAAAAGGCAAUAUUGAUGUAGCAGUUGAUCUGUACUAUGAUAAUGUGUAUGUAGAUUUAAGCAGUAAAGAGACUUCUAUUCUUCAGGAUGCACAGCCUGAACUGUCAGGUGAUCUUACUAGCAGUCAUGCUGAAAAGGCAACCUGUUUUCUUGAGAAAACAAUGAAUUUGUCCACUUUGUUUGUUCAUGGGGCAUCAGAUGACACAUGCCAAAAUUACAUCUCAUUAUCAAUUGAAAAAUAUUCUCCUGUUGAGCAUGCAUGCUGGAAUGCCGGAGAACCUGCUCCCUACUUGCACUUGGCACGGACUUUUGAUUUGGUGGAAAGAGAAAAAGGAAGAUUGAAAACUUCUAUUAUGCUCUGCAACAUGUUUAGAAGCUUGAUUGCUUUGUCACCUGAAGAUGUGUUGCCUGCUGUGUAUCUAUGCACAAAUAGAAUUGCUGCUGACCAUGAAAAUAUGGAACUGAAUAUUGGAGGCAAUCUGGUUGUGGCUGCACUUGAGGAGGCAUGCGGAGUGAACAAGUCUAAAAUCAAGGAAAUGUACAACGUAGUUGGUGAUCUUGGUGAUGUUGCACAAGAAUGCCGGCAAACCCAAUCAUUACUUGCUCAUCCUCGUCCACUCUCUAUUCGAAACUUAUUCCAAACACUGCAGAAGAUAAGCUUGGAAACAGGUAAUGGGAGUGCUAUUCGAAGGAAAAAUCUUGUAAUGAAUCUUAUGCGUUCUUGUAGAGGAAUGGAAAUGAAGUUUCUUGUUCGGACAUUGGUUCGCAAUUUACGAAUUGGGGCGAUGAUGAAAACAAUUUUGCCAGCAUUGGCUCAUGCGGUGGUUUUGAAUAGUUAUUCUUUAGAGCAUCCUGAAAGAUCUGAAAGCUUAAACUUGCAGCUUCAGGCUAUUUCUGCUGCGGUUGCGGACGCUUAUGAUGUAACUCCAAAUUUGGAUUUGCUUAUCCCUGCUCUAUUAAACAAAGGAAUUAAAUUUUCAGCAUUAUCUUUGGCAAUGCUUCCAGGCACACCUAUUCCCCCUAUGCUUGCUAGAAUAACCAAUGGGAUCACUCAAGUGCUGAAAUUAUUUCAGGGUAGAGCAUUCACAUGUGAAUUCAAAUAUGAUGGUCAACGCGCCCAGAUUCAUAGACUAGCUGAUGGAUCUGUAAAAGUUUUUUCACGACAAAUGAAAGAAACAACAGCAAGAUUCCCUGAUUUGAUAAAUAUAAUCAAAGAAUUUUGUAAACCUGCUGUUUCAACUUUCAUAAUAGAUGCUGAGAUUGUUGGAGUUGAUAGGAAGAUUGGGAACAAGCUAAUGUCUUUCCAAGAGCUAUCAUCACGAGAACGAGGUAGUAAAAAUUCUUCAAUAUCCAUGGAUAGCAUCAAGGUAUUUCAACAUUUAAAUUCCAACUUUAAAUUUUUUUUUUAAACACAAAAGUGCUUAAAAUAUAAGUCUUUCAUGGUUGUGGCUGCAAUUGCCUUUUAUUGAAAUCUGUUUGCAUAAGUCAAAUAACAA
Messenger RNA from Dioscorea cayenensis subsp. rotundata (Guinea yam), 3678 nucleotides. Its product is annotated as DNA ligase 6. Gene Ontology annotation, molecular function: ATP binding; DNA binding; DNA ligase (ATP) activity. NCBI's taxonomy places the organism in Eukaryota, Viridiplantae, Streptophyta, Magnoliopsida, Dioscoreales, Dioscoreaceae. The coding region runs from base 121 to 3591 and encodes 1156 amino acids. Gene Ontology annotation, biological process: lagging strand elongation; DNA repair; DNA recombination. The record is from RefSeq and is a predicted model, not a curated record. The transcript is spliced from 12 exons.